AUGGCCGAGCCCGAGUCCAGCGCUGAGUCGCGCAAGCGCCGCCGCGGCCAGCGAAGCAAUCGGCCCUGCGACCCGUGCCGCCGCCGCAAGACGCGCUGCAUCGUCGAGUCUGGCUCUUCCGGCGAGUGCACCGUGUGCCUGUACAGACAGACCAAGUGUACCUACGAGGAGUCGCCCCCCGAGCGCCCCUUGCCUCGCCGCCCUUCCAGCACUGCCGCUUCUACCUCCACCGUCGACAUCCCCGCCCGCCACCCGCCCUCCAGCGAGGUCGCCCACCUGUCCCCCGGAUCCGGCGACAUCCCGAGGUCUGCUCCCACCCUGCCGCAACUCCCUAGCGUGCGCACCAACGAAGAGCUGCCCUCGGAUGUGCUGAGCUCUGGCGAAGCCUCGGCUGCCGCCCUCGAGGCUGCUCGCGAACGCCAGCGCAAUGGCGAGACCAUCAGCGAUGCAGACCGUGCCAAGGGGGAGAUGUCUCUGGGCCUGCAUCCUACGCGCUUUGCCGAGCUGUACGGCUUGGGAAGUGACAUGGAGCCCAUCCUCAUGCGUCACCGUCCCUAUGACGCCCUCCAUCACGAAUUCCGCCUUUCCACGCACGCCAUCCGCCGCGUGCUCGAGCGGGAUCAAGGCGUCGAGUACCCGCUCUGUUUCCACAUUGUUAGCGACGAGAAGGCCGCCGGCUAUUCCUCUACCUACCAGGAAGUAGACGCCAUCGAGGCCUGCGUCAAGCCUUUUGGCGAGCGCCUUGUUCGUCUGUUCUGGCGUGUUGUUCAGCCAUCCUACCCGGUCCUGUAUAAGAAGGGCUUCAUGGAACAGUUCUCAAAAUCUUACCGCUUCAUCCCAGGCCCUCUCCUGGGAGCCGUCUACCUAAACGCAAUCAACUGGUGGCAUUUUGACCCCUUACUCUCAACACACCCUCCGCCCGACCUUUCCACCCUGAGGCGGCUUACCCUGCACGCCAUUCAAAACUCAUAUCACCGCCCGCGGCUGUCUUCGAUAGAGUCCAUGCUCCUGCUCUUGCAGUGCAAACCCGAAGACCCCUUAAAUCCCGACCAUACUUUUGGUUGGGGCUUGGCCUCUCAAGCACUGGCAAUUGGCGAGGCUUGCGGUCUCCACCUCGACGCCUCUGGCUGGGCCAUUCCGGACUGGGAACGCACCCUGCGCAAACGCCUUAGCUGGGCUUUGUACAUGCAAGACAAAUGGACUGCCUGCGCGUAUGGGCGGCCAAGCCACAUUACUGACGACGAGUGGGGCGUGAAAGAGCUUGAUCCGACGGACUUUGCGGAUUGUGAGGCAGAUCCAGACGAUCCCGCCGGACUGGCCGUCCAAGCUGGCCAGGAACAGUUCUUGCACAUGGUACGGCUAUCACAAAUACUCGAUGUUGUCUUGAAAAGAUUCUAUUCCGUCAAAGGAUGCGUAAACCAGGACACUGUCGAUUUGUACACGAAAGCGCAACCCAUCAUAGACUCGCUGGCCACAUGGUACAGGGCCAUACCGCGCUCUCUGCACAUGGACUCUUUGCCUCCAAGGCAGCUUUGCCCAAAUGGAUACCUACAUCUUGCUUAUUUUGGCGUUACAACUCUCCUGCUCCGCCGGCUCGUUAGGUCCACGGCACUUGCUCCGCUAUGCUUGGACAUACAAGUACUAAACGCCAUUCGUCAAUACGCUUAUGAUACGGCAAUGAAGGCCACAGCUUUGGUUGCGUUGCUUCGCCCAGAGCAUCUGGAUGCCUUUUGGUAUUUUGUGACGUCGCUCACGCCGUCGGAACGAGACCACUGGCGUGAGACGCUCAAUUCGUACAUUUGGACCCUCCGCACCAUGAGUAAAUCAAACGAGCCCAUCAGAUAUGCUGUCAACCGGCUCGAGGGAGCAAUCUUGCGUGGGCUUGAGCAUGCUCUGGUUAUUGCUGUGGACGGUCCAUCGACCGAGAUGGCCGAGACGCCUCAGCAAACGUUUGAGGCGGGCGUCAACGGAUUUGGUUUUGGGAUCUCUGAAGUCAACGACUGGGACUACCAAAGUCAAAUGCACUUGGGCGCGUUUGAUUAUUUGAGUAACAAUGCACCUGCUGCGCCGAUGCAGUAA
Messenger RNA from Lasiodiplodia theobromae, 2079 nucleotides. RefSeq names its product Nitrogen regulatory protein otam. Lineage: Eukaryota; Fungi; Ascomycota; Dothideomycetes; Botryosphaeriales; Botryosphaeriaceae. Gene Ontology annotation, molecular function: DNA-binding transcription factor activity, RNA polymerase II-specific; zinc ion binding; DNA binding. The transcript has 5 exons. Gene Ontology annotation, biological process: DNA-templated transcription. The record is from RefSeq and is a predicted model, not a curated record. Gene Ontology annotation, cellular component: nucleus. The coding region runs from base 1 to 2079 and encodes 692 amino acids.